Molecule: messenger RNA, 1038 nt
Organism: Yarrowia lipolytica CLIB122
Lineage: Eukaryota; Fungi; Ascomycota; Dipodascomycetes; Dipodascales
Cellular component (GO): fungal-type vacuole
Molecular function (GO): aspartic-type endopeptidase activity
Source: RefSeq, a predicted model, not a curated record
AUGGGAGAGUGGUUCUACGAGGCCAACAUUCUGGUCGGUACGCCACCACAAAACGUGAGUGUGGUUUUCGACACCGGAUCGGGCCAGCUCUGGCUCCCGGGCUCCAAUUCGACCGCCUGCAGAGCGGGAAACUGCACCCAUCCACAAGCCGGCUACGACGUGGGCAAGUCGUCCUCCUGGCGAUAUACCGGCGAAAACAACCACUGGGGAGGAACAGGAAUCGUGGGAGCCGAGGUGGUGAGCUAUGCCGGCCAGGAGCUCGACUCGUUCCAGACCUGGGUGUCUCUGGAUCAAAUGCGCAACAACUACGGCAUCUUCGGCCACAGCCCUAACAAGGACAAGCAUUCCAGCUUCGUGUUGAAUCUGGCCAAGUCCAAGAAGAUUCCUCGGGCCGUCUACUCGCUCAAUGCCGAGGAGGCGAUUGACUACCGGGGGACUUUUCGUCGAGGAAAGCCCAUCGUCAACAACGUGUACUACGGCGGGUUCGAUUCUGCCAAGUACGAGGGGCCUCUGACCACGGUCAAGUACAAGGGCGGGUACUCGAUGGACUUCACCAACAUUCUGGUGGACGGCCAAAAAAUGACCUUCCAGGGCAAGAAGAAGAAGACCAUUUUGCCGGACACGGGAGGGCUCUCUUUGCAGUUCCCCAACAGCACGGUACAGGCCAUAUCCGAGCGGUAUGGUGAUGGCCAGUACGACCGCCUUGGAUGGCAUGUUGCAUGUGAUUCGCAGCCGGUAGUCACCUACCAGUUUGGAAACACCUUCAUUCCCGUGAAUCUGACCUACGAGGUUCGAAAGCAGGACGGUAUCUGCAGACUGAUUGGCGUGGAUGUGGUCAGUGAGGACCAGGAGCAGUUCAGCGCGGGACCCAUGUUCAUUUCCCGGGCGCUCAUGAUCUUCGACAAUGACAAGAAGCAGAUCACCAUUGGCAAAGCCCGGUACACGGACGAGUCCAAGAUUGUCGAGUUGCAUGGCAGCAAGGUCCCGGGGGCUGUCAACAUCAAGAAGUACAAGAAGAAGAAGUCGGACAAGAAUUAA